AUGACUUAUGUGGACAAUGAUGGGGUUGUUAGGUUUCUACCUGGAUAUAGGUUUGAUCUCACUGAUGAGGUUCUUGUGGAUUUCUACCUGAAAAGGAGGGUCUUUUCUCAACCUCUUCCAAUUGAAAUUAUUCCAGAUUUUGAUGUGUUUCAGACUGAGCCUUGUAGUCUACCAGGAGGAGAUGGAAAAAUUUUUAAUGAGCGCAAGUGCUUCUUCCACAAUACUAUGAGUCGAGAUGACCUUGAAAACCUUGACAUGAGAGUUGUUGGGAGUGGCCUGUGGAGAGUUAUGGAAAAAAGGAAAGACGUUCCUAUCCCUACAAACAAUGAGGUGAUUGGGAAGAGGAACACCCUGAACUAUUGGGAAGUGCAAGGAGACUGUUUUAGGAGGACAAGAUGGAUAAUGCAUGAGUUUCGCCUUGUGUCAAUUACUAACCCAUCGAAGAAAGCAAAUUGGGCUGUGUACCGCAUCUUUCAGAUUAAGGAUGCAAAGAAUGUGAAGAAUGCAAAUAAUAGCAAAAUAUUGUAUAAUGGGGAAAGCGGUGAUAAUGGGAGUGUUGAAGACUUUGAUUUCAGUGCUGACAGUGGAAGUUUCUCAAGUCCUCCCAAAUGA
Molecule: messenger RNA, 612 nt
Organism: Lotus japonicus
Lineage: Eukaryota; Viridiplantae; Streptophyta; Magnoliopsida; Fabales; Fabaceae
Product: NAC domain-containing protein 83-like
Exons: 3
Coding region: 1-612 (203 amino acids)
Biological process (GO): regulation of DNA-templated transcription
Molecular function (GO): DNA binding
Source: RefSeq, a predicted model, not a curated record